Messenger RNA from Pestalotiopsis fici W106-1, 1737 nucleotides. RefSeq lists its product as uncharacterized. Gene Ontology annotation, molecular function: protein binding. The coding region runs from base 1 to 1737 and encodes 578 amino acids. NCBI's taxonomy places the organism in Eukaryota, Fungi, Ascomycota, Sordariomycetes, Amphisphaeriales, Sporocadaceae. The record is from RefSeq and is a predicted model, not a curated record. The transcript has a single exon.
AUGAAAUCAAUUGUUUCGUGGUUGCGACGGCGCGCCAAGAACUUGAAGCCUGCAAGAGAGGGCGCAACUGAUGGCUUGAGUCGCCUCCCACUGGAGCUCCACUACCUUGUGCUCGAACAUCUCGGGCCUGAGGAUCUCGUGGUGCUACUAAAUGUGUGUCGUUCAUGGCGUUACAUAUGGCUGAGCGAUGAGGUCUGGCAAUGGCUGGCAAUGCGCUGGCUCCCCGGCCUCCAAGAGCACAUUGAGGACUGCGCGGCGCAUGGUCAAGAGAGAGGGGAGAUUUUCAGGCGUGUAUUGGUCAAGGACCUCUUGCGCAACCAUGGGCUUUUCUCGUUCUCUUCAUAUCACAGCUUGGACCUCGAGACCAACCGAGUUUUCAAGCUCAGCAAGGCGGUUCCCGUCGUCGAUGGUGGCAUUCACCAGUAUAGGGACAUACGAGAGCCUGAAACCGAUCUAGCACGCUUCGCGAGGUUCAUGUUGUACAACUCUGGAAGGAUUGCUUGGUGGCCAGAGCCGUAUGCCAUACCCUAUGUCGCCGUUAUCGACGAUCUUCGGACAAGACAUCGCAGAGUAUAUUCCUUUCCAGGCCACUGCGGAGAACGAGCUGGCUACCAGGUCGCCAUGGGCGAUCAGCUUUUCAUCAUGGGCAAGGAGAGGACCUUGCACGUAUGGCAUCUCGGUACUGAUUCACAUCAGCUGAUUGAGCUGCCUUAUGACUUCAAGCGUUGUCUUACUGAGGGAGACACCAUUCUGGUCAUCGCCAAGAACUCGGCUGUCUAUCUCUUUGAACCCGGCCAAAAGCUUCGGCAGAUCGACAUGUCCGAUGUUUACAAACAAGCACCAGUGACCUGGGGCGAUCAAGGAGACUUCGUGCCCGGAGCCUUGGGAUCCCAUCGCGUGGGGCUCUGGUUGGGAAAUACAAAUACAGCCAUCGACUUCAUCAUUCAUCCCACGAGGAAGAAUGUCUUUUUCGUUGUGACCUUGACAGAUGGGUCUAUGACCGUUCACGAAGUUAAUGAUGGCAAACUCGCCACUUCUUACACUUUGGGAAAUCAAAUGCUCUCUCGUCGUGCUCUCGAGCUGUCCACACAGCUACGUUGGGAAAAAAUCAAUUCCAGGGGAGGUUACAACCUUCUAUCGAUAUAUCCACAACCUACCUUCAGCCCUAAUGGGGUUGCUGAUCUGGAAGAGCUCUGCCACGAGAUAGACUGCCAGUGCCAAAGGGUGCCAUUGGGAACAUCGCUUGUGCACACUCUCGUGUCCGUUUGUUUCAACAUCUACACCAAAUGCUUCCAUGUUCUGCGUCAUGAACCAUCCAGUUCUUACGAACCAAGAACAUUCCACAUAUGGAACGAUCGGCUUCUGUGCGCGCACGGUGUGAACUGUGACACCAGUUGCCAUGUGGCCUCAUUCAAGGGUGGUGCUGAAGCAAGGCGUCCGAGAUGCAUGAGCGCUAUACCGUUCUAUUCUCCUGACCGAGCUUCCAAAUCUGCCGAGACAACCUUGGCUAAAAGGCGUCGGCGUCACCAGGAAGAGAUGCUGGAGUGUGGUCUCUCCAUGAUCAAUUCGCCGUACUGCGAUAUCGAGUAUCUCUUGGAAAGCAAGCGUGGAUAUUCUCGACUCAGGCCACCACCACAAAACAUGCCUAGGCUUGUUGGAGACGACGACUUUUUGGUGUUCUUUCAAGACGAGAUUUAUAGCGUCUGGAUGUUUGGAGAUGUCGCCUUUAGGCCAUAG